Molecule: messenger RNA, 1200 nt
Organism: Neoarthrinium moseri
Lineage: Eukaryota; Fungi; Ascomycota; Sordariomycetes; Amphisphaeriales; Apiosporaceae
Exons: 2
Coding region: 1-1200 (399 amino acids)
Source: RefSeq, a predicted model, not a curated record
AUGAACGGCGGUGCAGAUCCCAACAUAUCUAAUGGAACAUGCUACUCCACGGAGAACACAGAAACGAAGGGCGACUUCAUUGCAUGUGGCAAUGCAGCCCUUGGGCACUGGCCUUGUUGUCACAUGGGCGAUUACUGCCUAAGUUUUGAUAAUGCGAAUGCGUGCUGGGACCCAGACAGUGGGAACACGUAUAUAGCGGGAUGUACCGAUAGCGGUUUCAAUUCUCGAGCCUGCCCUUGGAAGUCAACGCUGUUCAACACGCAGGAGUGGGUAGCAAUCCAGCAAUGCGACAAAGAUAGGGAUGAUGAUAUCACCGAAUGGGGAGGAUGUAAAGCACCAGCGAACUCUACAGAGCUAGAGAAGCUCCCGCACCAGAGCUGCGAUCCGUACUGUAGCUCACCCGUCUUCAAAGGGGAGUCCGCACUGCCAGCAUUCGCUUUACUGCCGAAUAGGACUGGUGCAAGUAUUUCUUGGACGAGCGGAUUCAAUCCCAUGUCUGUCUACGCUCCCAUCACCACGACUGCCGAUAUAUCAGGGACCAAAACCACCAUCACAUCAAUCAAGACACACACACCCACCCCAACGUCCUCAUCUUCACAGCCAACGCCAACUAGUGCGAUGCCCACAACUGGGGACACGACGAGCAAUACUUUGUCAACCGGAGCCAAAGCUGGCAUUGGCGUUGGGGCUGCAGGAGCGGUAUUGAUGAUUAUCGCUGUAAUUUUGCUUGGUCUCCUUGUCCGACGACGGAAAAGGAAGGAGAAAGAGGAGAAACACAGCCCCACUGAGCAGAGUGAGCACUCUGCUGCUGGUCCAUAUCGACCUUCACCCAAACCAUGGGCCUAUGUUCCGGAAACCAACACAUAUUCUGGCUUCAAGUCCGAACUACCGGCGGAUGUGAUGCAAGGGCCGACGGUGUCUGGAUACAAGUCAGAGCUUCCAGUGAAUGAGUCGCCAGCAUCAAUGAGGCAUCUCAGUCCUUAUAACAGUCCCCACCCGAGCACUACCUCGCCGCAAUCCCCAUACGCUACUUAUAACUCCACCGGCGACCAGCUGUCUAGUGUAUCGGAGAGCACGACUGUUCAUCCGAGCAAUUACAACUAUCUGUCGCCACAAAACAGUGGAGAACACAGUCAGCAGGAAUUGCAGGCAGGAAAGAGCCCGCGGGCAAUAAUGGCUAUCUCAGAGUUACAUGGCUAA